Messenger RNA from Petromyzon marinus (sea lamprey), 717 nucleotides. RefSeq names its product globin-1. Lineage: Eukaryota; Metazoa; Chordata; Hyperoartia; Petromyzontiformes; Petromyzontidae. The record is from RefSeq and is a predicted model, not a curated record. Gene Ontology annotation, molecular function: oxidoreductase activity; oxygen binding; iron ion binding. Gene Ontology annotation, biological process: oxygen transport.
GAGUAGCUCCAUCACUACAACCUUUCUGCACAGGAUCAUCAUCGCUGAUAACCUCCAAAAGUAAUCACCAACCAUGCCGAUUGUCGACUCUGGAAGUGUCCCAGCCCUGACGGCCGCUGAGAAGGCCACUAUCCGCACCGCCUGGGCCCCGGUGUAUGCCAAGUAUCAGUCCACCGGCGUGGACAUCCUGAUCAAGUUCUUCACCAGCAACCCCGCCGCCCAGGCCUUCUUCCCCAAGUUCCAGGGGCUGACCUCGGCCGACCAGCUCAAGAAGUCCAUGGACGUGCGCUGGCACGCCGAGAGGAUCAUCAACGCCGUCAACGACGCCGUGGUGGCCAUGGACGACACCGAGAAGAUGAGCCUGAAGCUCAGGGAGCUGAGCGGCAAGCACGCCAAGAGCUUCCAGGUCGACCCCCAGUACUUCAAGGUGCUGGCCGCGGUCAUUGUCGACACCGUCCUGCCGGGCGAUGCCGGCCUUGAGAAGCUCAUGAGCAUGAUUUGCAUCCUGCUCAGGUCCAGCUACUGAGCCCCAGCCCUGCGCCGACACUACCGCAAGAACGCUCGCCGCUUACGCCUGCCGCGUGUGAUUUUGCACAAAAAAGCCCGUUUGCCAUCAGGAAUGAAGCGUCGUUCCAAUGUCACGCGAUGGCAAUUCGGGCGUAAUUACAACCAACGUAACUUCCCGACCAAAAUGCAAUAAAGCUUCCCUUGAUGCAA